Pediculus humanus corporis (human body louse) is the source of this 891-nucleotide messenger RNA. RefSeq names its product Inhibitory POU protein, putative. Bases 1 to 891 code for a protein of 296 amino acids. Gene Ontology annotation, molecular function: RNA polymerase II cis-regulatory region sequence-specific DNA binding; DNA-binding transcription factor activity, RNA polymerase II-specific. Gene Ontology annotation, biological process: regulation of transcription by RNA polymerase II. The transcript is spliced from 2 exons. The record is from RefSeq and is a predicted model, not a curated record. NCBI's taxonomy places the organism in Eukaryota, Metazoa, Arthropoda, Insecta, Psocodea, Pediculidae.
AUGGGUAAACACCCCGUUAGCACAACCCCUGGCCUUCCUCAACUAAAACAUGAUAUGAUGUAUCAUCACGGUAUGGGAACUCAUCCGGGGACACCGAAUUCAAGAUCUCAUCAAAUGGGUCAUCACGGAAUGGAUGGCUUGGAAAUGUUGGAUCCGAUAUCAACGACGUCGAUGACAACGCUAACACCAAUGUCAGACACGUCGGGUGGCGGUCAUCAUCAACUUCAUUCGUCCAUGUACGGGCCCGGAAUGAACAUGAUGACCGGACAUCAUCAUCAUCACGGAGGGACUCUCGGAGGUCCGACGGGACAUCACGGAGGCCAUCAUCAUCCCGCCCACGCUCAUCAUUCGGCGAUGGCGGCAGCCGCGGCUGCAGCUGCCGCCGCCGGCCUUCACCCGGAUGCAGACACAGAUCCGAGAGAAUUGGAAGCUUUCGCGGAGCGUUUUAAACAGAGACGAAUAAAACUCGGCGUCACGCAAGCGGACGUUGGUAAAGCUCUUGCCAAUUUGAAACUCCCGGGCGUGGGUGCUCUUUCGCAGAGCACGAUUUGCCGAUUUGAAAGUUUGACGCUUUCCCACAAUAACAUGAUCGCGUUGAAACCCAUACUUCAAGCGUGGCUCGAAGAAGCCGAAGCUCAAGCCAAAAACAAGAGGAGAGAUCCGGACGCGCCGAGUGUUUUACCCGCGGGAGAAAAAAAACGUAAAAGAACUUCGAUCGCAGCACCGGAAAAAAGGAGUCUCGAAGCUUAUUUUGCGGUACAACCGAGGCCCUCGGGUGAAAAAAUUGCCGCCAUUGCCGAAAAAUUAGAUUUGAAAAAAAACGUUGUGAGGGUUUGGUUUUGCAAUCAGAGGCAAAAGCAAAAAAGGAUGAAAUUUGCCGCCCAACACUGA